CAUAUUAAUGAGCUCCAAUCGGGGCUUUAAGUCCUUGAUUAGGAGAGUGUGAGAGCUUUGGUCCCAACUGGCUGUGCCUAUAGGCUUGUCACCAGGAGAACGUUUGUGUUAAUUGCACUGUGCUCUGUCAAGGAAACUUUGAUUUAUGGCUGGGGUGCGCACAUAAUGGUUGCCGGCCGCACAUGGAUUCGGUAGAACUUUGCCUCCCUGAAUCCUUCCCCCUGCACUACGAGGAAGAGCUUCUCUGCAGAAUGUCCAACAAAGACCGACACAUUGAUUCCAGCUGUUCGUCCUUCAUCAAGACGGAACCCUCCAGCCCGGCCUCCCUGACGGACAGCGUCAACCACCACAGCCCCGGUGGCUCCUCGGACGCGAGCGGGAGCUACAGUUCAACCAUGAAUGGCCACCAGAACGGACUUGACUCGCCACCUCUCUACCCCUCUGCGCCGAUCCUCGGAGGGGGCGGGCCUGUCAGGAAACUGUACGACGACUGCUCCAGCACCAUUGUUGAGGACCCCCAGACCAAGUGCGAGUACAUGCUCAACUCGAUGCCCAAGAGACUGUGCCUGGUGUGCGGCGACAUCGCUUCUGGGUACCACUACGGGGUCGCGUCCUGCGAAGCCUGCAAGGCGUUCUUCAAGAGGACGAUCCAAGGUAACAUAGAAUACAGCUGCCCGGCCACGAACGAAUGUGAAAUCACAAAGCGUCGACGUAAAUCCUGCCAAGCCUGCCGCUUCAUGAAGUGUUUGAAAGUGGGCAUGCUGAAGGAAGGAGUACGUCUUGACAGAGUGCGUGGAGGUCGGCAGAAGUACAAGCGCAGAAUAGACGCGGAGAACAGCCCGUACCUGAACCCUCAGCUGGUUCAGCCAGCCAAAAAGCCAUAUAACAAGAUUGUUUCACAUUUGUUGGUGGCUGAACCGGAGAAGAUCUAUGCCAUGCCUGACCCCACUGUCCCCGACAGCGACAUCAAAGCCCUCACAACACUGUGUGACCUGGCCGACCGGGAGCUGGUGGUUAUCAUCGGCUGGGCGAAGCAUAUUCCAGGCUUCUCCACGCUGUCCCUGGCCGACCAGAUGAGCCUGCUGCAGAGCGCCUGGAUGGAGAUCCUGAUCCUCGGCGUCGUGUACCGGUCUCUUUCCUUUGAGGAUGAGCUCGUCUAUGCAGACGAUUAUAUAAUGGACGAAGACCAGUCCAAGCUAGCAGGCCUCCUCGACCACAACGCCAUCCUGCAGCUGGUGAAGAGAUACAAGAGCAUGAAGCUGGAGAAGGAAGAAUUCGUCACCCUCAAAGCAAUCGCUCUUGCUAAUUCAGACUCCAUGCACAUAGAGGACGUGGAAGCUGUCCAGAAGCUGCAGGACGUCUUGCACGAGGCCCUGCAGGAUUACGAAGCCGGGCAGCACAUGGAAGACCCCCGGAGGGCCGGCAAGAUGCUGAUGACGCUGCCCCUCCUGCGGCAGACGUCCACGAAGGCCGUGCAGCAUUUCUACAACAAACUCGAAGGCAAAGUCCCCAUGCACAAACUUUUUUUGGAAAUGCUGGAGGCCAGGUCUGACCGGAGGCCUUCCUGGGCCGCCUCCUCCUGCACGCCGGAAAAAGGGAAAAGAACCCGAGGGUGAGGUCGAAGAAACGUAGAGUUUAGUCAACGCCAUCAAAAAUCAACAAAGACUGCACCGAUCAUUUAGCAGCAAGACCUACGAAGCAGCUUUCAGAUUUUCCCCGUAUCCCCCUGAUGAAUUUCUUUCUACCUGAUCUCAUCUUUUUUUCCCAUUUCUCUUCCUCUUCAUUUUUUCCUCCCUCUCUUACUCCUCCUUUCCCUUAUUUUUUGACUUCCUUGAUUAUUGGUUCCUUCUCUCAUUCCCUCCCUCCUUCCCUGCCUCCCUCAACUCCCUCCCUCCCUCCCUCCCUCCCUUC
Phyllostomus discolor (pale spear-nosed bat) is the source of this 1911-nucleotide messenger RNA. RefSeq names its product estrogen related receptor gamma (gene ESRRG). Gene Ontology annotation, biological process: regulation of DNA-templated transcription. Gene Ontology annotation, molecular function: nuclear steroid receptor activity; steroid binding; sequence-specific DNA binding. NCBI's taxonomy places the organism in Eukaryota, Metazoa, Chordata, Mammalia, Chiroptera, Phyllostomidae. The record is from RefSeq and is a predicted model, not a curated record. Gene Ontology annotation, cellular component: nucleus.